UAUCGCAAACAACUGUCACCUCUAAUUUGUAGUUUGUAAAAGUUGUAAAAUAAAUUAAAAAAUGCGAAACUAUAAGAGGAAAACCCCCAAAAGAGAUCCCGCUGUUCUUCGAGCAGCAGUUGCAGCCAUGAAGUCGGGAACUUCCCUACGAGCGGCAUCCAGUAUAUUCGAAAUACCACGAAGUACACUAUUGCUCCAUCGGAGAAAUAAUGAGUCUAUAAUACCAGACGAUCCGGAAACACCAGAGGUGGAUAUAAAUAAUGUGGAGAUUUCGCCAAUAGGAUACAAGACCGUAUUCACCCAAGAUCAGGAAUCUGUUUUGGAACAAUUUCUUAAAGUGGCCAACGAUCACUUUGGUUUAACUUCGAAACAAGCCCGAUCCUUAGCUUAUCAAUAUGUUAAACACAUCAAUGUAGUCGCUCCAUUUUCCUGGCAUCGUGAUGAGAUGGCGGGUUUGGAAUGGUUUCGCAGUUUUAAGGCUCGACAUCCAAAAUUAAAUCUAACAAAGCCCGAGGGAACCAACUCUGAUGCCAUGAAUGUGGCUGAAUUCUUUACGAAUUACUUUUCAGUUGUAAAAGCUGAGUAA
Molecule: messenger RNA, 586 nt
Organism: Drosophila gunungcola (fruit fly)
Lineage: Eukaryota; Metazoa; Arthropoda; Insecta; Diptera; Drosophilidae
Exons: 2
Coding region: 62-586 (174 amino acids)
Molecular function (GO): DNA binding
Source: RefSeq, a predicted model, not a curated record